Molecule: messenger RNA, 357 nt
Organism: Guillardia theta CCMP2712
Lineage: Eukaryota; Cryptophyceae; Pyrenomonadales; Geminigeraceae
Exons: 4
Biological process (GO): double-strand break repair
Cellular component (GO): BRCA1-A complex; BRISC complex
Molecular function (GO): polyubiquitin modification-dependent protein binding; metallopeptidase activity
Source: RefSeq, a predicted model, not a curated record
UGCCUCGCCCAUGCGCUGUCGACAGAGAGCGAGGAGAUCAUGGGGCUCCUGCUGGGAGACCUCGACAACGACGAGCUCAUGGCUCGCGUCUGGUCGGUCUCACUACAGAGGAGGGAGCAGGCGGCACGGUCGGAUGAUCGCGUUGAGAUCAGCCCCGAGCAGCUGGCUGCCGCGACUGAGGAGGCCGAGCGGUUGGGGGAGCACCUCGGGAGGCCAACUCGAGUUGUCGGAUGGUAUCACUCCCAUCCUCACCUCGCCGUCGUCCCCUCGCACGUGGACGUCUCCACGCAGGCCAUGUACCAGCAGAUGGACACGGGCUUCAUCGGGCUCAUCUUCUCAGUCUUCAACAGCGGGCGA